Messenger RNA from Rhea pennata, 1631 nucleotides. Its product is annotated as protein spinster homolog 3-like. Gene Ontology annotation, molecular function: transmembrane transporter activity. Gene Ontology annotation, biological process: transmembrane transport. The coding region runs from base 1 to 1497 and encodes 498 amino acids. The record is from RefSeq and is a predicted model, not a curated record. Lineage: Eukaryota; Metazoa; Chordata; Aves; Rheiformes; Rheidae. The transcript is spliced from 12 exons. Gene Ontology annotation, cellular component: membrane.
AUGCAGAACCCUGAAACACAUGAAAAUACAACCUUGCACUUCCAGCCAUCUCUGGAGGAGCAGAAUUAUGGAGCUACUGCAGCACAUGCAAGACACGUUCCGCGCAAGUUAGUGUCAAGGAAGAGUCCAGCAAAGAGAGAUUAUGUGAUAGCUGGUGUGCUAUGCUACGCAAAUUUAAUAAAUUUCAUGGACUGGUUCAUUGUACCAGGCGUCCUGUUAGAUAUACAGAAAUACUUCGAGCUUAGUGAUGGGGAUGCAGGUCUACUGCAAACAGUCUUCAUCUUAUGUUACAUGCUGGCUGCCCCCUUCUUUGGAUACCUCGGUGACCGCCACGAUAGAAAAAUCAUCCUUGGAGCUGGUAUUUUCUUGUGGUCUGGUGUAACAUUAGGCAGUUCAUUCAUCAAUGAAUCGUCUUCCUGGAUAUUCUUUCUUUCACGAGGAUUGGUUGGCAUUGGCAUGGCUAGUUAUUCCACAGUAGCACCCACCAUCAUUGCAGACCUGUUCGAGGAAGAAAAAAGAACCACAAUGUUAUCUGUCUUCUAUAUCUUCAUUCCAGUUGGAAGUGGUCUGGGUUAUGUCCUAGCAUCCGGCAUGGCAGAUGCCACAGGUGACUGGCACUGGGCAUUCAGGAUAACUCCUUGCAUGGGAACUCUAGCACUUGUUCUUCUGAUUCUGGUCGUCCCUCGCAGGACCCAGAGAAGGACAGAAGCACACAGAGCACUGAGCAUCUCUGGUACAAUACGAGUAGCAGCUGAGAAACCAGGUGUACAGAGAACUGGCAAGACAACUUGGUGUGAAGAUGUCAUAUCACUUGGCAGGAAUUGGAGUUUUGUCUGGUCCUCCCUGGGUCUGACUGCCAUGGCCUUCGUUACUGGAGCCCUGGGCCUGUGGGUCCCGCUGUUUCUUUACAGGGCUCAGGUUGUCCAGGGCAUUGUAUCACCGUGCUUCCAGGAAUCUUGCAGUUCUUCCAACAGCCUAAUAUUUGGAGGCAUCACCGUUGGAACAGGAAUCUUGGGUGUCAUUGCUGGGGCAGAAGUUGCAAGAAGAUUAAGGAAGAUUAACAAUAAAGCUGAUCCGCUGAUCUGUGCCGUUAGCAUGUUCAUUUCUGCCCUGUGCCUCUACAUAGCUCUGGUCGUGGCCCAGAUGAAUAUACUUUUCACUUUUAUUUUUAUUGCAUUUGGAGAACUGUUUUUAUCUGUAAACUGGGCUGUUGUGACCGACAUACUGUUGUAUGUUGUGACACCAAAACGGCAGUCUACAGCUAUAGCCGUGCAGAUUUUGGUGAGCCAUUUGCUGGGAGAUGCAGGCAGCCCAUAUCUGAUUGGGAUUAUCUCUAACGCUAUUCAGGCCAACAAUGCUGACUCAUUCCAGUGGAGUUUCUGGAGCCUGCAGUACAGCUUCAUCAUGUGCGUGUUUGUUGGUGUCUUUGGAGGAAGUUUUUUCCUCCUAACAUCUUUCUACAUUGAGGAAGAUCGUAAGGAAGCAGCGCAGCUUUGAGGUACCAGGAAUGAAGGCUGUCUUUCAAAGAAAGAUGAACUCCGGGGCAAGAUACGUGAAGAAGAAAAGAACCUCCUCCUCUUUUUCUUUCCUUUUGCUUAAUGAGAUACAGUUAGAGAAAAGGCCAAAUAACA